Molecule: messenger RNA, 2440 nt
Organism: Photinus pyralis (common eastern firefly)
Lineage: Eukaryota; Metazoa; Arthropoda; Insecta; Coleoptera; Lampyridae
Product: protein scabrous
Exons: 4
Coding region: 31-2079 (682 amino acids)
Source: RefSeq, a predicted model, not a curated record
UUCAGUAAUAACCCGGCGUUUCAGACAAGCAUGUUCGGCAAACGGGGGUGGUUUCGAUUGAGCGUGUUGCUCGUGGUGAGCUUGUGCUUAAAUUUUACGCACGGAAAAAGUGAAUUCGAGGAGGAACUGCAAAUUCUCAGCAAACAGGUUAAGGCCCUUCUGGACCGUAGGAAGGAGGAUCUUGAAAUAAUCGAGGAUAGUCUUAGGCGAAAACUGUUCAAGAGUCCCGAAAUUAGUGAUGUUCAGGAUGAGAUAAGAGCACUGAGAUUAGAACUUGAAGAGUUGCGAAAUGGAAAUGUGCACAAGGUCCCCAAUCACAAAUACGCGACGAAGGAGAAGAACGAACAUUUAACUGUGAAGUGGCUGUCUAAUGCAGUAACCGAAUUGAAAAUGGAAGUAUCAGAAAUUCAGACAACACUUAACUCGACGGUAAUGCUACAGAAUCGCGAAGAAGUCUACGGUGAAUUGACGCUACUCAGGACUGACGUCUCCAAUUUGAACAAGGAACUCGAGAUUUCCAGAAGCAAGAACAUCAAAUAUGAAUCCGAAUUGCUGGAAGUUAGAGAAGAUCUCGCUUCGUUAAGGGAUCAUUCGAGAGCGACCGCCGUUAUGUGUGGAAAAACGAAAAAUCAGCUGAAAGCUACGCAAUUGGAAUGGUCGUACAACUGGAAGAAGAUUAACGAAAACAAAUCCAUACCGCUCCUUUUGGAUGAUACUCCCCGUUCUCCUCGACAUCAGCGACUUCUCAAGAAACACGUCGUCGAUUUGGAGAAGAAUACGAGACAACUAAAGCGCACCAAUGAAGAUCUUCGUCUGCGAAUUCUCAAACUCGAAGAGGAAGUCCGAAUUUUGCAGCAACAAAAGCAGCCGAUCCUCGAACGCAUCGCCGGCAAUGAAAUCGACGAUUAUGUCAAGAUGCACAAGCUUAUCGAAAUAACCGAAAACGCCGUUCCCGACCGUCCAACUUUCGAAACGCGUAUCGCCAAAAUCGAAUUGGGCCAAAAAUCUCACUCCGAGUCGAUAUUUAACCUAACCAGGCAGUUUCUGAACUUCGACAAGCUACACAUGUCGAUGCUCGAGCUGUUGGAGAACGUCGAAAGUUUGGAGAACAAGGUCGACAAGAACUUCCCAGAAUUUCGAAAGGAAAUAUCGAAAUUGGAGGUUCAAAUGUCGGAACGAAACGGCGAGAGCGCGAUACUGAAAGAGGACCAGGCCAACACGAGAAAAUCCGUUAAAGCGAUCGGCUCUAGUGUCUCAAACUUGAAAGACAAAUUGGAUUUUGAACAGACGCAAUUAGUUGAAUUACGGAAACAUUUAAAUAAUUUGCAGAAGUCGUCGAGCGUGCAAACGUCAAAACUUCAUGAUCACAUAUUAAAGGCCGAAUCUUCCAACGUCGACCUUAACGCCACCAAAUCGGCAAUACACCUCGUCCAAGAAUUGAAAUCGUUCGAAAAAGAGUACAAGAGCAUAAUAAACAAGUUGCCACACGACUGUGGAGCGGUAUCCGGACUAAACGGCGUUUACCUAAUCUCGCCGGGUGACGGUGAGCCCAUAAUGGCGAGCUGUCAGGACGGAUGGACGGUGAUCCAGAAACGUUACGACGGAACGGUCGACUUCAACCGAAACUGGAACGAGUACUCGAACGGUUUCGGAUCGGCUACCGGCGAGCACUGGCUGGGAAACAGGAACAUUCACUAUUUAACGAAAGAUAAUUGCACGAAGCUGAUGGUUAAUAUGAAAGACAUUUACGGAAAGUACUGGCAGGCGACCUACGACGACUUUAGGGUUGCCGAUUUUAGUGGUGGUUUUAGAAUGAGUGUCGAUAGGUACAAGGGAAACGCGAGCGACGCGCUGGAUUAUCAAAAUAAAAUGGAAUUUUCGACGAUUGAUAACGACCGCGACAUAUCCAACACGCACUGUGCCAGUAACUACGAGGGUGGCUGGUGGUUCUCCCACUGUCAGCAUGCCAACUUGAACGGUCGUUAUAAUUUGGGCCUAACGUGGUUCGACAGUUCGAGGAACGAAUGGAUCGCCGUUGCGACGAGUGAAAUGCGUGUUAAAAGAAGGGACACUUGUUGAGAGAUGUUGAUUGUUAAAUGUUAAUGAAAUGCCAGUAAUUACCAAAGAAUGAACUAGUUCAGUAGUGUAGAGUAGCCACAAUUUAUUGCUUAUUUGUUGUAAGUCCUCAAAUGCACAUUUCCUCUUUUUUGUAAUGUAAAAUGUAUUUAUUGUUUAGUGUUAACAAUUAUGACUGCCAUAUUGUGAGUGGAAUGUGCACACUCAUUUUUUUAAUCUGAACCAAAAUGUAUAUAUGUGUUAGAUUUAUUAUGUCAUUACCAUUAAGAUAGUUUAAUAAUUUAUUGUUUAUUACCUACUAUUUGUCAUAGAAGACUAGUUUUGCACAUAUUUGUAUGUAAAUAACAUUAAAUUUAUACCAAUG